GCUGCUAGGUGCUGAGGGAUCGAAGAGGCGGUGCGAUCCGCAGGUUCCGCUGUGGGGGAGCGCAAGGCUUGAAGCGCGGCGAGAGACAGCAGGAGACUGACCGGGGAGCGGAAGAGCGAGCGCAGCGAGGAGCCCCGGGAGCCUUCGGCAGUGGCUGAGCCCAGGGAGGAGGGGCGCGCAAUGGCGCACGGAGGGGCGCGCUCUUCUGCUCCACCUUGAGCCCUGCCGGCGACCUGAGAUGCCAAGAUGCCUGGACUGAAGCCUGCACUAUUCUGAGAGGGAGAUGACUUGAGCAGCAGGCUUUUUUUCUUCUCCACAACAAUGUCCAUGAACAAUUCCAAACAGCCGGUAUCUCCUGCAGCUGGGCUCCUUUCAAAUACAACUUGCCAGACAGAAAACCGGCUAUCAGUCUUCUUUUCAGUAAUCUUCAUGACGGUGGGAAUCUUAUCAAACAGCCUUGCCAUCGCCAUACUCAUGAAGGCAUACCAGAGAUUCAGACAGAAGUCCAAGGCAUCAUUUCUGCUCUUGGCUAGUGGCCUGGUAAUCACAGACUUCUUUGGCCACCUCGUCAAUGGGACUAUAGCAGUAUUUGUAUAUGCUUCUGAUAAAGACUGGAUCCGCUUUGACCAAUCUAACAUCCUUUGUAGUAUUUUUGGUAUCUCCAUGGUAUUUUCUGGUCUGUGCCCACUUUUUCUAGGCAGUGUGAUGGCCAUUGAGAGAUGUAUUGGAGUCACCAAACCAUUAUUUCAUUCUACAAAAAUUACGUCCAAGCAUGUGAAAGUGAUGUUGAGCGGUGUGUGCUUGUUUGCUGUUUUCAUAGCUUUGCUACCCAUCUUUGGGCAUCGAAACUAUAAAAUUCAAGCAUCAAGGACCUGGUGUUUCUACAAAACAGAACAUAUCCAAGACUGGGAAGAUAGGUUUUAUCUUCUACUUUUUUCUUUUCUGGGGCUCUUAGCCCUUGGUGUUUCAUUCUUGUGCAAUGCCAUCACAGGAAUUACACUCUUAAGAGUUAAAUUUAAAAGUCAGCACCACAGACAAGGCAGGUCUCAUCAUUUCGAAAUGGUCAUCCAACUCCUGGCUAUCAUGUGUGUCUCCUGCAUUUGCUGGAGUCCAUUUCUGCUGACGAUGGCCAACAUUGGAAUAAAUGGAAAUCAUUCUACCGAGACCUGUGAAACAACACUUUUUGCUCUCCGAAUGGCAACAUGGAAUCAAAUCUUAGAUCCCUGGGUCUAUAUUCUUCUACGGAAGGCUGUCCUUAAGAAUCUCUACAAGGUUGCCAGACGCUUUUGUGGAGUGCAUGUCAUCAGCUUACAUGUUUGGGAGCUUAGCUCCAUUAAAAAUUCCUUAAAGGUUUCUGCAAUUACUGAGUCACCAGUUGCAGAGAAAAUAAAUCAGCCGUCACCCAGUUUAAUAGGACAGUAAUUCCGUGUAAGUUUAGGACAAAAUUAAGAAAAGUUUGGCAAAGUUUUAGUUAAUUGGGUGAGUAUACAAAGCCUAACUGUCAAAUUUAGGUGUCAGCAAAUAGUUUGGGGAGCACUUUUGUCAGAUUCAGCUUUUGAAAUUUGUAAAAUUAACUGUAUAAUUGCACAUUUUCACUUUGUUUUGCCAACUGCAGAUAAACAUGAUGAAAUAAUGCCAUGGAAGUCAAAUUGAAAACAAUUUUGGGCUUAUCUGUAUUAUUUAUGCUGUUGGAAUGAGUGACUCUGUUGAGUCCUAAAGCAUUUACUUGGCCUACUUGCCAAAGAACAUCUUAAAACUGCCUACAUUGUGAAAUGGCUAUUUGGGGGCCACUGCUCUGUAGCUGUUCCUUAUAGACUAGGCUCACUGAAAUGGAGCAUCCUCAUAUUUUGAUCUAGCCUGUUUUACCUUUCAUUAUGUAACCUCAGUUAGUAUAGGUACGGUUGUGUCACAUGGGGUUCACUGUGGUUUAUUGUAACGACCUCCAUAUAUACCAGGUGUGGCUGUCAGGUUGCCUGGUCUUGUGACCCUGUUUGGAAUGAGCCUGUCCUUCUCAUAUUUGACAAAUAUGACUGCUUACAUUGAUUGGUAUGAAGGUCAACUGUUAUUUGAAGGUUUUCUUGGUAAGUCACAGAUUUGCAUAGUUUCCCAAUAACCUGCUUUUCCUUUGAAAAUUCAAGUGCACAGAAAUAAUUUUUAGAAAAACAAAGGCUCUAUCUUAGCUCGUGUAGAGGUGAUUUGCAUUAUAGCAGUUCCUAAGCAGCUCUGCCAUAGGUAAUUCAGACAGAACUUCAAUACAGUGGUAGGUGCAAAGAGCACGGACAAAGGCAUUUGACUUUAAGUAAUCAUAUUUGUGUCAGAGAAAAGAAGACACACAAUCUAUGUAUGAAUAUACAAGGACUAUCUGCAGGUAGUGUGUUUCUAUCUGCAGUGGCAUGUUUGUGCUUUCCACUUACAAACACACACACACAGCAACGGCAAGACAUCAGAAGUUUCUGUUGAAAGUGGCUUCAUGAAGUCUGUCAAAGGGCAUCUUCUACAGCCUGUGCUACCCGUGUUAAGGGAAGAAUUGGAAGUAGCUAGGUGUUUGGAGAUCGUAAUCGUGGUUAACCAAGAGCUCUAGGGGUAAUAAUCUUUCCUCAAAUUUCCUGUUAAUAGUUUAGACUUUUUCUUUGCUUGUUUGCAUACUUCAACCCAUAAAGUUUUAAUAAUCUUUCAAAAUGUACUGCGUUCAUCAGAACAUAGGGCAGAUAGUUCUGCUUUGUAACAGUGAAAUGCAUUUCUAUAGCCUUCAUUAACUGGGGCUCAUUUCAUAGUUAAUCUUUCCUGUGAGACUGGUUUCAGAUUCUCCAUGAAAUUUGGGCAGUUCAACUAGACUUAAGUCAUAUUCACAGGCUUUUGUUUUUGAUCAGUAAUGUACCUUAGAAGUUGUUGUCUACUUUUGUGAAGUUUAGAAAAUUCUCAUGAAUAAGUUAAAAAAGAUUAAGUGAAUAGCCUUUAAUGGCAACCAUUUUAUUCAGUGAAUUUAAAAAAGGGAAACUUGCAUAUACAUACUGGUAUGUGAUAUUCUUAAUUUAAGACCAGUAAAUGAGUAAUUAUAUAAAUUUAAGUUGUUCUAUUUAUAGAGCACAUAGUAGAUGUUUGAUAAAUCCUUGCCAAAUUGAAUCACAAGAAUUUCUUAAUAUGAAAUGAGCAUGGAAGUGCAAAGAUUUUGUACAUUUUUAAUUUAAAUUGACAAUUACAUUGGUAAUUGUGAGAUAUAUGCAUAUUUAUUUAUAUAUGUAUACAUGCAUAUAUACUUGUAUAUGUAUAUAUAUACAUAUAUUUGUGUGUAUAUAUAGUUAUAUGCUUAACAAAAGCCAUCACAAUUUAUGAUUGCUGUUAUAUUCCUAAGUGCUCUCUUGUGUUUUAAGAGGACAUAAAGCCUGGUUCACAGGUGAUCUCUAUUUGUCACAGCUGCUUAAAAAUAUUGGAGUCCUGUGAGCGGAGGCACAGGGAACCAGACCUCUAUUGGUUUUCUUUAUGCUGGCUGGGUAAGAUGCUGCAGUGAACACUUUCUUGUAUCGUGACCCUGGUGAGGGGCGGGGAAGAAACUCUCAUUCAGAGUUCCAGUCCUCUUCUCCUUGAGGCUUUUGAGGCUUUUUGCUAAUUGAUUGGCAGAAUUGUUGCUCUGUUGCUGUCAUCCUGGCAGCAACAGUAUUUGUUGAAGAUACACAUGUCACCCUGGCCAUGUGUAUCUGUGUGGAGGAGAUAUAGGGACAUGACUGUGUGGCAAUGCAUGGGCAUGCAAAGUUUGGGGGAGUGACAGGGACUCAUUCUGCACAUAUCCUGGAAGAAUUAUCUAUAUUAUCCAAGCACAGGAUUAGGACAACUAUAUUUGGUUUAUGAUGAGGUUAAACCCAAGAAGUAGACACCAAAAAUUGAAAAAAAAAUGUAGUAGAAGAAUAUACAUUUACGUUGUUCUAGGUUUUCACCCAAAGAAAAUGAAACAAAGGGAACACAACCAUAUGCCUAUCUGAUUUCAGAAUUUGACUCCUGUUAUUAAUCCUAUCUCAGUAUUGUUAGGCAAUUUACUACAUCAAAAAGAAUAGAGCGGAGCAUUCACCAAUAACUUUUAUACAGAUUUUUUUAAGUAGAAGUAUAUAUGUUUGACUAUUGGAAAUAAAUAGUACAAAUAGUGUUCAACAAGUUCACUGAUUUUGCAGUUUCAAACUCUAUUUUAAAAUUCACAAUUAGACCAGAGUAACUGAAUUUCCCUUGUCAUUGAGUAAAGUAGUAAGCAACUUCUCAUAUUAUUUGUCAUCUUAUUUCUGGGUAAUUAUAUUAUUAUGGGCAAAUGACUUGAAAAUGCCAGGCUUUUCCUGAUGUUAAUGAUUUUUUAAAAAAAAAAAUAAGAAAAAUCCAACAGCAAAUGGGUUUUCUAAUGAUGAACACAAAGACAGAUAAUGAUGACUCAUAAUUAGCUGUGGGUGUGAUCCCAAACAUCAGACUUUUUACUGGUGGGUUUAAGUAGGUGAUAGAAAUGUGCUCUUUCAGACUUUUUUCUGAAGGUGAGAAUUUGAUUCUACUUAUGCAUAUUGCUGAAGUGGAAGAUACCUAAAAGUUCACACACACACACACACACAAAACCUGUCCUAUGUAACAGAUAGUCUUAUUUGCUAAUUUUCAGACUUAAAAACAAAAACUUGCUUUAGUUGUGUGCCUGAUCUUAGAACCCAAGUUAGAGUGCUUGUUAGAUACAGAGAAUGAAUUUUUUUGUGACACUUGUUGCUGGGUUCACCUGUGUUGCCAUUAUUGCCCUAAAUCAAUAAACUGUGGUAGGAAUAUACAGGAUGGAAACAUACGUUUUCUUAAUUCUUCAUCUGGGUGUCAGAAUAUUUUACCACCUAGUAGAUAGUGUUGGAUAUCAACUAACAGUAGAUUUGUGUCCUGUGUGAAUAAAUGUAUUUUGUGUUCUUCUUACUUGUUGGAUUGUGUAAGAGGAUAAAUAAUGAUAUAUUGUGUUGCUUUCAUUAGUAUUCAAUUCAUAAUUUUUGCGAUUUGACUAGUUUAAAACUUCAAACAAAUGAUUUUAUAAUAAACUUGGACUAGUG
Molecule: messenger RNA, 5051 nt
Organism: Phyllostomus hastatus (greater spear-nosed bat)
Lineage: Eukaryota; Metazoa; Chordata; Mammalia; Chiroptera; Phyllostomidae
Gene: PTGFR
Product: prostaglandin F receptor
Exons: 3
Coding region: 322-1422 (366 amino acids)
Biological process (GO): positive regulation of cytosolic calcium ion concentration; inflammatory response; adenylate cyclase-activating G protein-coupled receptor signaling pathway
Cellular component (GO): plasma membrane
Molecular function (GO): prostaglandin F receptor activity
Source: RefSeq, a predicted model, not a curated record